AUGGCGCUGGCCGCCCGUCUUUUACCGCGCUUGCUACUUUCUCGGCCUCUACCGGGCUGGGUCGCCCGGCUCCGGAGUCUCAGUUCGGCCGAGGUGAAGCGCCCAUUGUCUGGACUUUGCUACUUCUGCCGCCGCCGCCUCGGCUCGGGAGCAGCCCCAUUUCCUCGAGUCUCUUGGGCCUCCGCGGCCUUGGCCCUGUCUGCUCGGGGUCCUCAGCGUCCCUUGCUCAGCCCCCUGGAAGUCGCCUCAACCCUCCCCACUUUCCCUUCUUGCCCCCGGCGAACCUACAGCACCGAGGAGCAACCCCAGCAGCGUCAGAAAACCAAAAUGAUCAUUCUGGGGUUCUCCAACCCCAUCAACUGGGUUCGGACUCGAAUUUACUCCUUCCUUAUCUGGGCCUAUUUCGACCAAGAGUUCAGCAUCACAGAGUUCUCAGAAGGAGCGAAGCAGGCUUUUGCUCAUGUGUCCAAAUUGCUGUCACAGUGUAAGUUUGAUCUAUUGGAAGAACUUGUGGCCAAAGAGACUCUACGUGUAUUGAAAGAAAAGGUUACUUCACUACCUGACAACCAUAAAAAUGCUCUUGCUGCUGACAUAGAUGAAAUUGUGUACACAUCAACAGGAGACAUCUCCAUUUACUAUGAUGAGAAAGGAAGGAAGUUUGUUAACAUCCUGAUGUGCUUUUGGUAUCUAACCAGUGCCAACAUCCCCAGUGAAGCCAUAAGUGGAGCCCGUGUGUUCCAGGUUAAGUUGGGGGAUCAGAACGUGGAAACUAAACAACUUCUUAGUGCAAGCUAUGAGUACUCUGGUGAGAGUUCAGACACAGAAUUGAAGGGUUCCUGCCCUUAAGGAGGUACUGUCUAAUGGGAGGUUAGCAACUUAUUCAAAUGAGACACUGUAGUGUAUUAUUAUGUGAAUAAAAUUUGGAACAGUGAACAAUUCAAGAGAGUCAGUGGAGAUAUACUUUAAUAUCUGUUUAAAAGAAUACUUUUACGUCAUUAAAGUUAUACAAAUUUGCUUUAAAACAAUGAACAAAACCCCAAAAUGACCUAAGAAAGAAAAUGUAUCCUGUUUCACUAAGGUAAAGAGAAUUGUAUCUUCAUUUUUUCACUUCUUGAAGGAAAUGUGCUUUUUUUUUUUUUUUUUUCCCAUUUCUUUUUUCCUGUGUGGAAUUUUGCUUUAUUUGUAAUUGCCCAAAAUAUUCUAUAUAUUUAAGUACUUAUUUAAUUUAAAUCUACUCAAUUGUCUCUUUUUAAAGAUAUCAUUUAGAACACUAUAAUCAACACUAACCUUUGGUUGUUCUGAUAGUCCCUACUAAGAUCACAGGCAGGUAAUAAAGACUGCUAUUUUCAAGAAUGAACUUAGUGCCAGCUGUGAGUAAAUCUAAUCACAUAACCAACCUCCAUGGAAGUGCUGUUUUAUCAGCGUAGUCCAGUUUUUUUCUCCUCAUAUUAGGCAUAUAUUAUAGCUAGUACUUAGCAGAAAAACACGUUUCUCUCGCGGACUGGCAGAUAUUGGAGUGUAUAUAGAUCUGUCUAUUAAAAAUACUCAGUUGAGAAUGCACUUCUAAUUUUUGUGGGGAUAUUUUUUGUGAUCAAAUUGGUAGGUUAAACUUUUGAUUUUUAUUUACCAUUAUCUGUUAGCUUUUUGCUAAAAACUGCCUCAACUAUGUACUUGCAAAUUACAUAGUGAUCCAGGAAGUUUUUGAACUGAUACAGGAUACACAUUGUUUAUAACGUUUCCUUAGAUUUCAGAGAGAGUUUACACAAGGAGUAAAGCCUGACUGGACCAUUGCACGGAUUGAACACCC
Molecule: messenger RNA, 1807 nt
Organism: Bubalus bubalis (water buffalo)
Lineage: Eukaryota; Metazoa; Chordata; Mammalia; Artiodactyla; Bovidae
Gene: MAIP1
Product: matrix AAA peptidase interacting protein 1
Exons: 5
Coding region: 1-846 (281 amino acids)
Biological process (GO): protein insertion into mitochondrial inner membrane from matrix; inner mitochondrial membrane organization
Cellular component (GO): mitochondrial inner membrane
Molecular function (GO): ribosome binding
Source: RefSeq, a predicted model, not a curated record